AUGAGUGUAGAUUAAUAUUAACAAUCUUUGAAUCAGACUUAUCUUAUUUAUAUUGUUUAACUUUACUAUUAAGACUCUAAAAAUAAUAUUUACAAUACAAUCUAUCUCAAUACAUUUUAAUGCACAACACCAGAGUUAUAAGGUUUUAUAUGUAUUGAUUUUUCUAAUGUAGGUAACUAUACUUUUUUGCUUGAUAAUACAAAUAAUAAUCAAGUUUAUUCUUCUAUUUACAUUCAUUUGUAUGGUUGCAGAGAUUAAGACUUAGUAAAAACAGUUGUACCUGAUGAUUGUCCAGACCAAAUAGAUAUUGAUAAUAUUAUAGAUGGAGUUUAAGCAUAUUUUUAACUGAAACUCAAAACAUAGUAAUACAAUACAAAUUCAAAAGAGAUGCAAACUAAUUACAGAAACUUAUAUAAUUAUGUAUCCUCUGCUUAAUUUGUACUUAAUUCUCUCAGCACGUAAAAAUAAGAAACUAAUGUAGACUCAGGUCUCCUUUUUUAGUAGAGAUAAACUUACUCUUCUCCUAUUUAAUAUACUCAAACAACUUAAAAUUUUGAUAGAAUUUCUGCAUAAUAAUCAGGAUUAGGCCCCUAUAGUAAAUAAAUAUUACUAAUGGAUGAGAUUGUUUAAUAAUUUCAAAUUUAAUAUCCAACAAUUACUGAAAUUUUGGCAAUUAUAAAUGCUGUUGCUGGAAUAAUAGUUGUAUUUAGAAUUGUUGGCAAAUUUUACAGUUAAUAAUUAAUAAAAUAAGACUUCUUUAUGCUCUUACUUCAAAAUCUUUACUAAGAUAAGUAUAGAAAAAUCAUAAACCAUAAUAAUCUUAUCAAAAACUAAGAAAAUAUUUCUUGCUUGAUUUAAACUGAAAAAACUGAAAAAGAAGAAGUGGUAGGUGAAAUCUAAGAAAAUUGUUUAAAAAGAGACAUUAUUGUGCCCGACUUUCCAACAAAACUUAGAGAUUAUGUUGAAAAAAAUCAAAAUCGAACUUUAAAUAAUAAUAAUUGUUAAGUUGUUUUAAAUUUUAAUGACGACUAAAUAAAUGAAGAAAAUGAAAAAACGGAAAACUAGAAAUUAAAUAUUGACUUAAUAAAUAAUUUAUAAAAUAGUGAAGAAAAUUUUAAAAUUUAGAACAGUGCUAAUAAUAACGAUCAGGUUUACUCCGUAACAAGCUCUCCAAAGGCAGAUUCAAUAAACAGUAAAUUAAUUUUCUCUCGAAUUGAAAAAAGUUAGUAAAAUGAAUAAAAUGAGCAAGAUGUAAUUAAAAAUACUUAAAUUAGUGAAAAUUGCUGUAAUAAUACAGAAUAGUCUUAACUAUCGAGUCCUCUAAAUAAAACAAAAUUAAAAGUUUUGUUAAACAAUUAAUAAAUCAGCUCUCAAAAGUAAUUUCUAUCAAACCAAAAAACAUAGAGUUAGUAGAAAGGUGCAAGUGUUUUCUAAAGUAGAUCCUUAUUUAAUACUAAACAAUCUAAUAAUAUUAGUAAUAGCGAGUCUAUCUAAUAAAAUUUUACUCAAACAUAAAAAAAGGAAAACUUGAAGGAAUAUGCCCAUUAAUAUUUAAAAAAUAUUAAAAAUUAUAGUUUUAAAUAAACUAUCAAAAGUACCAUUUUUAAAUUCAAGUAAUUUAAGUCUAGAGCAUUUUUUUAGUAGAAGGGGAUAGAAUAUGAUUUUAUAAAGUAAAUUGAGGAAGAGGUCAAUAGGAAUUUAAACAUUUAUGAUGUAUACAAAGACAUCAUUUUAUUGAAAAAGGCUAUUAUGAUGAUAUUAAGCGAGGAGCAAUUAGCAGCUAUAUAGCUUGUAACUCUCACUGAAAAAUUUUAAAGUUUUGAUAAAACAUCUAACAUAAAUGUUGAAUAAAUAAACAAUUUAGGGUUUAAUUACUUUGAGAAGCAGAAUUGCAUAUUAAAUUCCUAGCUAUUGCAAGAAGGGUAUCUAAAAAAAUUUUACAUAAAAUAGUAAUAAGAAAUAUAUGAACAAGAUGCUAUAGAUUAAAGAAUAUUUUCUUCAUUAUUAAAAUAUUGA
Tetrahymena thermophila SB210 is the source of this 2016-nucleotide messenger RNA. RefSeq lists its product as hypothetical. The record is from RefSeq and is a predicted model, not a curated record. The transcript has 3 exons. NCBI's taxonomy places the organism in Eukaryota, Ciliophora, Oligohymenophorea, Hymenostomatida, Tetrahymenidae.